Molecule: messenger RNA, 3709 nt
Organism: Alosa alosa (allis shad)
Lineage: Eukaryota; Metazoa; Chordata; Actinopteri; Clupeiformes; Clupeidae
Gene: gpatch2
Product: G patch domain containing 2
Exons: 10
Coding region: 746-2320 (524 amino acids)
Molecular function (GO): nucleic acid binding
Source: RefSeq, a predicted model, not a curated record
ACGGGUUAAUUUAAGUGUAGGUUAGUCAUAACGGUUUUUUUAUCUGGUUAGCCAUUUUGUGUAUUUUGCUUGUGUCUGCUACGAUCAUGUAGAUAUAAUUUCUUUAACAUUGAGGUCAAUCGUGUUUGUUCGGUCAGUAAGUUAAAAUCCGUAAGGCUAAUGACUAAUUGACAACUGUCGUGAUGUCAAAGCUGUCACUGAACCUCGGGCUCUCGAUAAGUUGGCUUGUUAUUCAGUCUGGAUUUAAGUGAUAAACUAGGUCACUUUCUGACUGGCUGGUUCUGUGUCAUUGCGUAUACUUGUUAAAACAUUAUUUCUAAUUUGCAGGGGUUUUAAAGAAUGUUUUUUUUUUUUUUAUUGAAGACGGACAUUGUCAUCUGUUAUGUUAUUGUUAGCUAUAACUUAGCCUCUAUAGACUGUAGCCAGCUAGCUAACUGCCUGGCAGUGUAACGUUAGCUUGAUGUUACAUGAAAAGGAUUCAAAAGCAGGUCAGUUUCAGCACAAUGAUUUGAUAAUUAUUUAUGUUAUGCAAAACAAAAAUAAUUACAGCAUAGGUAAUUAUAGACGAUAUUUGGAAGUGUUGGUGUUGGCGUAUGCAGAGAAGAGGACUUGACCCAGAGAGCCAUUUUGGACACAGGACUCGGAUCAAAACAAAGAAAGACCGCUGCUGCAUGACAUGCGAUGUGUAACUAAUUCUAUUAGCCUAAAUGUCAAAUUCUAUCUGCUGGUGUUCAGCUAGCCCCUGAUGUCACUCGUCGUGUUGUCAAGACAGAAAUACCUGAAAGAAAGGCACUUUGGUCGGACGAUGGACGAACUGGUCCACGACCUGGUGUCGGCCCUGGAGGAGAGCUCGGAGCAGGCGCGGGGCGGAUUCGGUGACGGUGGUGCGGAGCACGCACUGGCCGUGGGCUGCCUGCUGAAGCGCCAGGCACGCAAGCGGCGCGGCCGCAAGCGGCGCUCCGACAACCCGCACCCGCCCUGGGACGCCUGCCACCUGAGCGACGGCUCUGAGUCCAGUCUUGACGAGGCGGGCGGGCGCCACCACAACCACCAUAACAACAAUCAUCACAACCACCACCACCACAACCAUCACCAUGCCCGGGACCCCCCCAACAACCACAGCGACUCAGAUGACCAGCUGGGGCCCAAGCGCCGCACACCCCUCCAGGGAGGGGACCCCCACGGACGGGGCAAGCGCCCGCUGUGGCACGAGGAGCUCGGUGGUGGCGGUGGCGGGGGUUGUAUGGACAGCCUAGGCAUGCGCAGCCUGCGGCGGCGGAGGAAGGUCAAGCGCAUGGCUGUGGACCCGCCGCAGGAAGUCUCCACCACCACCUGCAUGCUGGCCCCACCUCCCCCCAUGGCACUGCCCAGGGGGUUGCUGGCGAUGGGCUGCGAGGGCAUCGGGGGCACUGCGGCAAAGGGAGGGGUCAAGAAGAGGAAGCUGACGGCAUACAAGCUGGCGUCCGACGUGGCCGAUGAGGGGGUGGUGGUGGAGAGCGAGGAAGGGAUGGGCUCGGGCGAGGCCAAGGACAAGAUGGACUUUGAGGAGCAUAAGGGCUCUGGAGAAGACAUGAGUGACAGGUGUGAGACAAGCAGUGUGAGUAACAGCAGCGAUGGAGGCCUCUUCACCAAUGAUGAGGGGAGGCAAGGCGAUGACGAGCAAAGUGACUGGUUCUAUGAUGGCGAGCCUGGCGGAGCGUGUGGCAUUGCGGGUGUCGUGCCCUGGUGGGAGAGGGACGCGGCGGAGCUCGACCUCAAUGACCCCGUCUUCAACAGCAUCCUCACCGGAUCUUUCCCUAUCAUGUCUAAGGAUGCACAGAGAGGGUUCCAGGCCAGGUUGAGUCGUUUGCAGGGCGGGGCGUCUGGUCCGUCAGGGCCCCAGCACUCACAGGGCGGCUCUGCUGGACCAGGCUGCAUGGACAGACUGGGUCGGCUGUCCCAGGACCCUCAUGACAGACCCUGGUUUAAUCCAGCAUCCAGGAGAGACCACAGCCAGCUGCACUGGGACUCAAGGACAGAUCGGGGGCACCGUAGAAGCUGCUCGUUAAAAACUGCCAGCAGACAGACGAGUGGUCACCUAGGCUCCUUAUGCACAGGGGAUGUGAAGAGGCGGAGGAAGGCAGCACCAAUGGGGGCCCCAGCCACCACAGGAACUGUGGGUGAGAACGCUCCUCCAAUUCCAGAUUCCAACAUGGGGAACCGUAUGCUGCAGAGCAUGGGCUGGAACCCUGGCUCCGGCCUGGGACCCGAGGGCAGAGGCAUCACUGAGCCUGUCCGAGCCCACCAAAGGCCCAAAGGCGCAGGGCUGGGAUUCAACUAGAACCCCAGGCUUUUAGGCCUGCUAGAGCGAAGGAGCAUGUCCCAAACCACACCGCAGGACGAGAGAGUGGAGAGAAAAAACAGACAGUGAAUGAAUGAGGAAAUUGAAUGGGAAGGACUGAAAAAGAAGACUGUUAGAAAGGAUGGCAAAAGGAGAAUGAAAGUGAGUGGGUCAGAAGGAGAAUGAUUGUAAUUCACAUUCAGUGACUCAAAAGAAGUAUGGUUACAGUGGAAGCAUGCUUGUUGUGUGGAAUCACAGGAAAAAAAAAAAAAAAACAAGGACUUAGUAACAUUGAUCUGUGACUGUGAAUCACAGAAAGACUAUCGAUCAAGGAGAACCAGCAUUGGACUGCCAAUGACUGUAGCAUCAGAGAGAAACCAAAUUAGACAUGGACGUAAAAAUCCCCCAUUCCGGAAGAUUGUUGCCCAUAGUGAGGAUGUUAAAAAAAAAAAAAAAAAAUUAUAUAGAGAAGAGAGCUCAAGCUAGUCACCAUGUUCUAGUGGGAAUGUUUGUUUACAUGUUCUCUGUAAAGAUAUAUGUUUGUUUUUAUUUUUUCUCACUCCUUACCUUGUAGGAGUUUUUUUUUAAGUCUGUACUAGCAUACAUAGUAGCUAGAGAUUUGAGUCCGCUAAAUUAAUGUCACUCGAUUUGUAGUUUUUAUUAUGUUUUUGAACACCUAUAAAAAUAUCGGCACCAAGUGUAAACAGAUGGCCUUUGGGUCCAUUCCUCGCCUCCUCCUCAACUACACCCUCAUGAAGGCUGUUAAAUGUCCUUUGCUCCAAAGCCAAAAGCAGUACAUUACAAUUCCUCAUGAAUAGUAAGUCCAUCAUGAAUAAUCUUAAGUCUUUUGAAGUUUAGGUCACUGCUCCGUGGACCAGCUUCCAUCCAAUCGAGACAUUUUGCUCUGAUUUAAUAUGGGGUAGACCCAUAUUUUAAUGUUGUGGUGUAUUUCAGAGUUAGUAAGGCAACUGAAGUUAUUACAGCAAAAUUGUUUUAGGUUGUUUUUUCACUUUUAAUGAUGUCCAUGAACAAACUAGUCAGACCACAUAAAGAUUCAUUGCAUGUUCGGCCUACUGCUGUCUAUUUAGUCAUCGACUGUUUCUUGCAAAUUUGCAGUGUUUUUUUUUUUUUUUUUUUAUAAUUUUUUUUCUGUUCUGUUUCCUGCUAUACUGUAAAUCAUGUUCACCGUUCUAUUCAAACUGAUGAUUGUUGUGCAACAUGCCAAGUAGGGGCAUAAAACGUCACUCCAUUUUAGCUGCCAUGUUUGUAGUUUUUGUUUGUUUGUUUUCAUGAGCUGGGCUGGAAAGCCGAACACUGGUCAUAGUAGAACAUGUUUGAUGGCGAGCUGGACUGUUGAUGAGCGUCUGUAUUAAACUCUGUUAAGAUUCA